Messenger RNA from Juglans regia (Persian walnut), 1219 nucleotides. Its product is annotated as zinc finger protein GIS2-like. The record is from RefSeq and is a predicted model, not a curated record. Bases 254 to 1003 code for a protein of 249 amino acids. NCBI's taxonomy places the organism in Eukaryota, Viridiplantae, Streptophyta, Magnoliopsida, Fagales, Juglandaceae. Gene Ontology annotation, molecular function: zinc ion binding; nucleic acid binding. The transcript has 4 exons.
AGUCUUAUAACUGAGAGGUUGUCUUCACGACGUAAUUUGAUAAACCACGUCUUGUGGGUAGUCUCUCCCAGAUCGAACCGUCACGGUUUUGCUUCUGUGCAUCUUUUUGUCUGCCUGCAGCUCUCGAGCGACGCAGCAUCUCCAGCUCCCCGUUACUGAGCCGUAGUAUCAGGGUGGAGGCAGCAGCAGUGUGGUGUUGUUGUGGUGUCUGUAGGUCAGUGGUGUUAAGGUGUUGUGAAGGAUAAUUUUGUAAAUGAGUUCUGACAGCGGGAGCAGAAGCAGGAGCAGGAGCCCAAUGGAACGUAAGAUCCGUUCUGAUCGCAUUUCCUAUCGCGAUGCACCUUACAGGAGAGAUUCGCGUCGGGGUUACAGCCGAGACAACCUGUGUAAGAAUUGCAAACGUCCAGGUCAUUAUGCUAGAGAGUGCCCUAAUGUUGCAAUUUGUCACAACUGUGCCCUGCCUGGGCACAUUGCUUCAGAAUGCACCACAAAGUCGUUGUGUUGGAACUGUCGAGAACCUGGUCACAUGGCCAAUGACUGUCCCAAUGAGGGCAUCUGCCACACCUGUGGUAAGGCGGGACAUCGUGCUAGAGAGUGCACGGUUCUGCCACUGCCACCUGGGGAUUUGAGGUUGUGCAACAACUGCUAUAAGCAGGGUCAUAUUGCAGCUGAAUGCACAAACGAGAAGGCAUGCAACAAUUGUAGGAAGACAGGCCACCUCGCACGCGAUUGUCCAAACGAUCCUAUCUGCAACUUGUGCAAUGUAGCUGGGCACGUGGCUAGACAGUGCCCAAAAACCAACCUUAUAGGAGAACGGGGCGGCGGCGGCAUUCGCAGUAAUGGCUACCGUGACGUUAUAUGCAGAACCUGCCAGCAGCUAGGUCAUAUGAGCAGGGAUUGCAUGGGCCCCUUGACAAUCUGUCACAACUGUGGUGGCCGGGGGCAUCUGGCAUAUGAGUGCCCUUCCGCCAGGUUUAUGGAUCGCUAUACAAGGAGGUACUGAUGGAUGCAGACCAUGUUCAGGACAAGCUAUUUUUUUAUAUUUAUUUAUUUUUAUCGUCCUUUUAAAGCCAUAUGUAUUGGGACUUGAUAGAUUACGAGUGUAUUUGAAGCUUUGUGGUAGGGAUAUUGCUGAAUUAGUUUGUUUGUGCUUGAGUUUGGAAUAGGCCAUCAGAACUUUAUAUUAAUAAAAGCUGUACGCCGAUUGUUAACUAACCUA